Messenger RNA from Bipolaris sorokiniana ND90Pr, 1455 nucleotides. RefSeq lists its product as uncharacterized. NCBI's taxonomy places the organism in Eukaryota, Fungi, Ascomycota, Dothideomycetes, Pleosporales, Pleosporaceae. The transcript has 2 exons. The record is from RefSeq and is a predicted model, not a curated record. The coding region runs from base 1 to 1359 and encodes 452 amino acids.
AUGGCUCCUGCACGCAACAGUGUGCUGGUGCUACUUGGCCUUGCAAUCAGUAUUCGUGCUGCACCUGCUGGCUUUCAAGAGCGUCAAGUAGAGAUAACCCCACCUCAGCAAAGCGUCUCAUGGGACACUGGUAACCCGGAGCCCACCGAGGGCCCCUACGAGCCUGUCAACCCACCAAAUCCAACGGACCAAAUCAGCCUUGGAAAACCGUCAUUCUGGAUUAGCUGGGAGACUAGUGAGCCUGAACCGACACCCAAACCUGAAUACCCCCCACCAAAACCGAGCGACCAAUUCAGUAUUGGCAAUCCGUCCUAUAGCAUAAGCUGGGAUGGAGAAGGCCCAGGUGCCUCCUCGACGCCCACUCCUAUGCCCACACCUACACCUAAGCCAACUCCAGAGUACCCAUCCGUCACAUCGUCACCACCUAUCUCGACAAGCUCCAGGACUUCUGAACAGACUUCUUCUUCAGUGCCUACCAGCAAGUCCACUUCAACCAAGAAGGUUUCUUCGACCAGAAAGCCAGGAUAUCCUCCUUGGAACCCGUGGCCACCAAGACCAACGACUUUCAAAUCUACGACGAGACCCAAGCCGUCGUCAACCCAAGAGCCGACAUCAACGAAGGAAGUACAAACCAGCUCACCACCACCACAGUAUAGCAUAAGCUGGAACAUGGAGCAACGCAAUGUUAAGCCUACGUCUACAAAGAAGCCAAUGCCUACCCCGACUCCUAAGCCUACAUCCAAGGUAACCCCUAAGCCUACGUCCAAGGUGACUCCUAAGCCUACGUCCAAGUCCACAGCCCCAUCUACUUCAAAGGCUACACCCAAGCCCACCCCAACAUCCACUUCAAAAGCCACUCCCACCCCCACUCCUACCCCCAAACCAACCCCAACCCCAGAACCCGACACCACCUCCUACGCUCCCCCCGACAUCACCCUCGGCCCCCCCAGCUUCAGCAUAAGCUGGGGAAAACGCUCCCCAGAACCCACUUCUGCCCCUUUCCCUGAAGACGACCCCUUCCCAGAAGAAGAAGACCCAGACUUUCCCCCGUCGCCGCCCACUCUCCCCUCCCAGCCCAACAACAUCAGCAUCCAACCCCCCACCGCAACCGUCAUCUGGGGCAAACGCCAAGACGACUCUGAACUACCUCCCGAGGAUGAUGAUGAUUUUCCUCCACCAUCGAUCCCGAGUCAGGUGAAUAGUGUGGGGGUGGAACAGCCUACUGCAACGGUGAUUUGGGGGAAGAGACAGGAGAAUGAUGGUGGUGAUGAUGAUGAUGAUUUUCCGCCUCCGUCGAUUCCAAGUCAGGUUAAUAGUGUGGGGGUGGAACAACCUACUGCGACUGUGAUUUGGGGAUGAUUAUGGUUAUGGUGAGGAAGGAGUAAGGGAGGUGUAGAGGGGAUGGGAGAUGGUAGUAGUCAAUUUGCGUUAUGAGGAAUUUGAAUUUGGUAGGAG